UAUAGACAGACCAAGGUGUGCGGAGAAAACCGCCCUCCGCUCUUCCGUUCCUUGUCAGUUUCUGUCAUGGGGGCGAGCGUUGCGCAAAAAACUACGAGCAAGGAGUGGCGCGGGAAACGUUUAAAUAGCCGGAAUAUCACUUUCACUCAUCACAACAGCUCAGGAAAGAUCUUCUCUUCUUAUUUCAUGCACCGUGUUGUUUUGCGUUGCUAGUGAGCAUGCGUAAAGGCGCUCCCAGCCUGAACCUGCACUCGCUGUGUGCGCUGUGGCUCGCGGCGCUGCAGGGAUGUGCCCCCGCGGACGUAGCUCCAAACACAUCUCCUCUGCAGAGCACCAACUGGGGCAACCCGAGAAGAUUCAUCCACCUGCAGACCAGCACAGACCUCAACAACUUCUACCUGGAGAUCAGUCUGAAUGGUCAUGUACGCAAAAGUGCGCGGCGAGGUUCUUACAGUGUUGUUCUACUGAAAGCCGAGACCAGAGACCGCGUGGCAAUAUUCGGAGUGAAAAGUAGCCGGUUCUUGUGUAUGGACGCAGAGGGGAAUCUUUACACUUCCACGGUUUGCAAUAGAGAUGACUGUCUUUUCCACCACAAGCUUCUGGAGAACCAUCGCGACGUGUACUACUCCCCCAAGACCGGCCUCCUGCUCGACCUGGACGGCGCGAAGCAUCGAUACACGGCCGGCCAGAACCUCCCCCGCUCCUCUCUGUUCCUGUCGGAGAAGAACACGGUGUCGCUGGAGCGCCUGAAGCACAGAGAGAGAAAGAACCGGCAGGUGGAGCUCUCUGACCCGCUCAGAGCGCUCGGCUAUGAGGAGGAGUCAGACUCCCGCGCGGUGCAGGAGGAGGACGCAGAGCAGGAGCCCUUUGAGGAUCGCAAUACGUCCAGAGAAGCCCUGCUCUCUCCUUCAGACGAUGACCCGUGGGAUGCGGUGCACGCCAGGAACCCCAGCAGCCCGCGCAUGUCUGCAGUUGCUGGUUAAAGUGCCUCAUCCAUGUCGGAUCAGACAGGUGGUCUCUGCUGUAGCCCAGUUACAGUGAAAAAAAAACACGGUGAUCCACCUUAAGAGAUGUGCGUUGAUUUAACUGUUUCACUUUGUUUGUAAUUUUGCACCCAAGCCUUUUAAAACACCAGUAUUUAUUUCCCAUCUCCCACCCGAAUCAACCAGACUGGUGCAGGACACCAUAUGAGGACAGAAAUUGUUUACUGAUACAAAUAUUUAUUUAUUUAAAUGCAUUAGUUUUUAUUUAUGUAUUUAUAUGGAUGCAUUUGUUAUGUAAAUACAUGUGGAAAUACAAACUGUACUCCUGUUGCUUUUUUCCUUAUAAAUAAAAGGACUUUCCCGAAUUUUAAGUGCCUCUUGUUCUAUGUCUCGAGUCAUCUGACAGGAACCUGUCUGUACAUUAGAUUUUAUCUCUCAUCUUCCUUAAACCCUUUCUCCACUUCUGACAAUUAUAGCUUCUAUUACAGG
This is a messenger RNA of Astyanax mexicanus (Mexican tetra), 1472 nucleotides long. RefSeq names its product fibroblast growth factor 23 (gene fgf23). Lineage: Eukaryota; Metazoa; Chordata; Actinopteri; Characiformes; Acestrorhamphidae. The transcript is spliced from 3 exons. Gene Ontology annotation, molecular function: growth factor activity; type 1 fibroblast growth factor receptor binding. Gene Ontology annotation, biological process: positive regulation of protein phosphorylation; positive regulation of gene expression; animal organ morphogenesis. Gene Ontology annotation, cellular component: cytoplasm. The record is from RefSeq and is a predicted model, not a curated record. The coding region runs from base 219 to 983 and encodes 254 amino acids.